Molecule: messenger RNA, 2194 nt
Organism: Gamsiella multidivaricata
Lineage: Eukaryota; Fungi; Mortierellomycota; Mortierellomycetes; Mortierellales; Mortierellaceae
Product: kinase-like domain-containing protein
Exons: 7
Coding region: 481-1953 (490 amino acids)
Biological process (GO): protein phosphorylation
Cellular component (GO): nucleus
Molecular function (GO): cyclin-dependent protein serine/threonine kinase activity; ATP binding
Source: RefSeq, a predicted model, not a curated record
CCGUCAUUUAUUUUGGACACCAGAUUCAUCUCAUUAUCAUAGAUGAUAUAUUAUAGCUGCUUAAGCACGAGGUCGAUUGCAGCAGUAGGGUCGGCAGUUGCAAAUCUGUAAAACUCAGGGCAGCUGCAAACAUUGGUGGUAUCUCAAAUGGCGUGCAUAGCGCGGCAGGGACGAGAGUAGGGACGAGAGUAGGUUCGCGACUCAGACUAUGCACAGCACGUUUCGUCACGUGCGUAUCUGUGACGUAGACAUAGCUGGGUACCGCGGAGAGUGAUCACUCCAAAGGACCAUCACUCGCUUCGCGCCUGCUCCCUUCUAUACAACCAUCGGCACCAGUCGACCAUACAGGACUCAGGCCAUCGCUCGACACCCCCUUCCUCUGUCCAUCACGUCUUCUUUAUUUUCCCGCCUUCGACUGGAUCCUCAACCUUGAAUUUGUCCGCCCGCUGAACGCCCAUCACAACAGCUCAUUCACGUACCAUGAAGCGCGCUGCUGAAGAUCAGCACGACCACCCUUCCAAACGGCCCCAGUCACUCGCCUCUGUCCAUAACAGCCACCUCCCAGUGAGCCCUAACCUGAGCGCAGGAAGUCCUAGUCCACCGCGGAAGAAGGAGCUCAGGGUGUGGAAGGGAUGUUCGCAGUUGAAAGAGUUCGACCUGGUGGACAAGCUGGGUGAAGGCACCUUUGGAGAGGUUCAUAAGGCGCGAAGAAAAGGAUCUGGAGAGCUCUUGGCUCUGAAACGCAUUCUGAUGCACAACGAGAACGAGGGUAUACCUAUUACGGCGCUAAGAGAGAUCAAAAUCCUGAAGAGAUUGCGGCAUGAUAACAUCGUGCCCUUGCAUGAUAUUGCCGUAAAUCCAGGGUCGAGGAGCGGACGCAGUCGUGCGAGUGUCUAUAUGGUCUUCCCGUACAUGGAUCACGACUUAAGUGGACUGUUGAACAACCCCAAAGUCCGACUCUCCGUUCCUCAGAUCAAGCUAUACAUGAAGCAAUUGCUGGAGGGCACUAUUUACAUGCAUUCGCAAAAAAUCUUGCAUCGAGAUAUGAAGGCUGCCAACUUGCUGAUCAGCAAUAAUGGAACGCUAAAGAUUGCGGAUUUCGGAUUGGCGAGACCUUUCAAGCCGGAGGGCGAGGACUACACAUCCAAAGUCGUAACACGUUGGUACCGUCCACCUGAGCUAUUUCUGGGCGAGAAGAAAUAUGGGCCUGCGGUGGAUAUGUGGGGCAUUGGAUGUGUAUUCGGAGAAAUGCUGUUUGGAAGACCAGUACUGCAGGGAAACUCAGAUCAGGAUCAACUGGACAAGAUCUUCCAGCUUUGUGGCUCGCCCGCUGAAGAUACCAUGCCCGGAUGGUCAAAUCUGCCAGGUCUGGAAGAGAAGGGCGUUGUCUAUCAAGUAAAUAGAAACUAUCCACGCAAACUCAAGGAGGAUUUUGAGCCGUACGGAACGCUAGCGGCGGAUCUGAUGGACAAGUUAUUAGUGCUGGACCCAAAGAAGAGACUGACGGCAUUCGCUGCAUCUGAUCACGAUUACCUCUGGGUCGAGCCACUACCAGCAGAGAUUGGAGCGUUGCCUGUGUAUGAGUCGAGCCAUGAGUAUGAUCGACAAAGAAAACAUGAGCAGAACCAAGAGCGCCAUGCAUCACAUCAUCACAACAACCAUCAUCAUCAUAGCGCACAAAACACAGUAUCGCAUGGGCACCACCAGGCCCCACGACACGGUGGUGCACCCGGCGGAUCGGCUGCACCCUAUCGUCCGAAUGGUGGUGGUGGCGGCGGAUAUGGAGGCGAUCAUGAUAGGAGAGAUAAGCCAAGGGGGCAUGCACCUUCGGCUUCAUCUGUGCAGCCAUCGGCAUACAGACCAAUACCUUUGCCGCCACGGCCCCAGACGUCGGCAGUACCUCCGGCUGCACCUAGCGCCCCCAGCACUAGCACCACUGCUCGCCGGCCAUGAACGAGCGUUGUUUUGAGUCGGAAGUGCUGGGAAACGGUUCAGCCUCUGGAGGUGCGCAUAUAUAUACAUAGUUUGUGUCUUUUCUUCACAAUGCCUUUCUUUCAUUUAGUACAACAAAAAGCAUAUCUUUCUCGAUAAUAACCUACUCUGUUUGUUCUUUUUUUUAUUAUACGGGGUUAUCAUCAUAUGCUACAACUUCAUAAAUGAAGGCAAUAAAAAAAGAACAUGAGUGCAAUCUGAU